This is a messenger RNA of Maniola jurtina (meadow brown), 1215 nucleotides long. RefSeq names its product 39S ribosomal protein L39, mitochondrial (gene mRpL39). Gene Ontology annotation, cellular component: mitochondrion. Gene Ontology annotation, biological process: threonyl-tRNA aminoacylation. Lineage: Eukaryota; Metazoa; Arthropoda; Insecta; Lepidoptera; Nymphalidae. The transcript is spliced from 8 exons. Bases 111 to 1133 code for a protein of 340 amino acids. Gene Ontology annotation, molecular function: nucleotide binding; threonine-tRNA ligase activity. The record is from RefSeq and is a predicted model, not a curated record.
CUCAUGUUUUGAUUUUAAAUAGAAAAUAACCUUAAAAGUUUUAUUAUUUUUGUAAAUUAUUUGCGAAUUUAAACAAUUAAAUUACAAUACAUUAAUUAUAGACAUUCAAAAUGAAACAACAUGCAUUAUCUUUAUCGAAAUCUCUACUUUUAAAUAACAGUGCAAGAAGUCUUACUGCAAAAAGAUGUCUAAGCACCGAGGAAGCUGUAGAGCGUCGCAACCACCUUUUUGUGUUAGAAAAGAAACGGCAACUUGAAAAAGUGGGAAGAAUUGAGAAAAUUGAAGUGAACUACAAAGGCGUACCUAAAGAUUGUACUUUGGUUAUGAACAAGGAUAUUUCUACACCUUACGAUUGUGCGAGGCAUUUCACUGAAUGGCACAUGGAAAAUAGUGCACUGGCACUGUUAGAUGGUACAGUACAUUGGGACAUGCACAGACCACUCACUGAAAGCUGUACAUUACAGUUCCAACCAUUCAACAUAGCAGAGCCACAGCAGGUCAACAAAGCCUUCUGGCGCACGUGUUCUCUGGUGCUGGGCGCAUGUGCCACUGUGGCCUUUAAGAGCACCGUGCCUGCUGUGCUGCACAGCUUCCCCGGACCUGACAUCCGAAGUGGCUCAUUCAUCUACGACAUAGAUCUGCCAUCACUACCGGACUGGCGGCCCAGCCCACAGGAACUGCACACUCUCUCAGCUGAGUAUAUCGGCCUGUGCAGGAAAAAGCUGCCCGUGGACAGACUCGACGUUAGUGAAGAGUUGGCUUUGGAGAUGUUUGUGGAUAACCCGCACAAGACCAAGCAAAUACCUAGCAUUGCCAGGACCAAUGGUAAAGUGACGCUGUACAAAAUAGACAAACACGUGGACAUAUCCAAAGGGCCCAUGAUCAGCAACACGGGGCAGAUCGGCAAAAUGGCUAUCACAGCUGUACACAAACUCACUGGUUCAAGUGAGAGUGAAGUAAAACAGCUGUACAGGUUUCAAGGCGUGGCUCUACCCAUCGGAGUGAUAUUGAACCAUUUCGCCUUCUCCAUACUCAUCGAGAGAGCCAAGAAAUUGAACUCAGCGCGAUCGCCAAUCCAUCCCGUCGUGGAUACGAGGGAGCCUACACAAGAGAGCAUCGCUGCUCGAGCAUAGUAACUUUAUAUAUAAGUAGUAUUUUAAUUGUAGGUAGUGUAUUAUAAUAAGAACUUAAUUUAGAAAUAAAACAAUUUCAAUA